UUUUCUUUAAUAAUUCAAAUCAACAACAACAACAACAAAUCAUUAAAAAAUGCCUUUUAUUUUUCGUUUACCCGGUAAACGAAGUCAACAAUAUAAUGUUGCAAGUAAAGAUUUAUUUGUUAUACCUAUUGAAUUAUUAACAAAUGAAUGUAUUGAAUGUACAUUAUUUGCAACAAGUACGGGUGAAGAAUGUUUAAAAAAUGUUUGUCAAAAAAUCGGUAUUCAACAACCAGAAUAUUUUAGUCUAUUAUUUCGAUCGAAAAAAAUGGUUGAUCAAUGGAUUGAUUUAAAAAAAUCGGUUAAAAAACAAUUAUCAAAAUAUGCACAAGAAAUACGGCUAUAUUUUCGUUUACUAUAUUUUGUACCGAAUUUUCAUUUUUUAUCCGAUGAAGUAAGCCGUUUUCAUUAUUUUUAUGCAAUGAAAAAUUUAGUUAUUGAUGGCCGUAUUGCUUGUAGUCGUGAUGAUGCUAUUCUAUUGGCUAGUUUUAGUUUACAAGCAGAAUUUGGUGAUUAUUCACCUGAACGUCAUACGGUUGAAUAUUUAAAUAAUUUUAGCCUAUUUCCAAAAUCAAUGAUAACGAAUAAAAUUGCUCGUGAUGUAUUGAUUGAAUGUGUUAUAAAUGCUUAUCGUAAUCUACAAGGUGUACCGCCAAGUGUAGCUGAAAUUUAUUAUAUAAGUGAAGCACAACGUCGUGAAGGAUAUGGACAGGAAGGUUUUCCAGCACGUGAUCUAAGUACCGGGCAAGAUGUUUGUCUUGGUGUUUGUAUACGUGGAAUAUUUGUUGUCAAUCAAGAUAAUAAUACAUUGGAAUUAUUUAAAUGGAUGGAUAUUGCUAAUCUAAUGCAUCAGAAAAAAGUAUUUACUAUUGAACGUUUUACGGAUAAAUAUUCAAAAAAUUAUUCAACAUAUGAUAGUGAUUAUGCUAAUUGUAUUUGGAAAACAUGUGUUGAACAACAUCAAUAUUUUAUGAAAGGUAUACAGAAUGCACAGGUAAAUCAACAAAAUGAUCAAACAACAGCAACAAAUUCUUUAGCUGAACAAUUAGCUAUACAACAUCAUUUGAUUGGAAAUAAUGAUUCAAUAAUGCAACAACAACAACCGAUUCAAUCUGCCUCAUCAUCAUCAUCAUCAAAAUUAUUGAAUCCAUCAACAUUAUAUAUUCAUCAACAACAACAUCAUGGUUCAAAUAAUUCUGUACAUCAACAACAACAACAAUCAACACCGAUAUCUGAUCAUACAACAAUGGUAGAUAAUUUCAAUAAUAAUCAAUCUGUAUAUGAAACAAUUGGUUCGGCAACUAUUGAUGUGAUACCAACAACAACGGCAACUCCUACUACUACUACUACCAUUGUUAAUUUGGAUCAUCAUCAUCAUCAAUCAUCAUCAUUGAAUCAUGAUAAUUUGGAUAAUAUUUUAUCAUAUAAUAAACGAAAUUCAAUUGAACCAAUUGAUUUAAAUCAUAUACAGAUUAAUUGUACAGCUAUUAAUCAAUAUAAUCUUAAAUCAGGUGAACUUAGUCAUAAUAAUAAUAAUAAUAAUAAUAACAGUGGUGAUGUACAACAGCCAUUUAAAAUGGAUGAUACGAUUAUGUCGACUGAUUCAUCAACAACUACGACAGCAGCAACACCAACAACAGCAGCUAUAACAAAAAAUAUUCCAAUUUAUGAAAAUCCAUCAAAUCUAAAUGAUUUGACAUAUGAACAACGAAAAAAAUUAUUACCACCAUAUCGUAUGCCACCGGAUUAUGAAACAUUUUUAACAAAUAAAUAUUCAAUGAUGAGUAAGAAUAUGAUGAGUCAAAGUUUAACAUCGAUACCAUCAAGAUUAGCUACCGGAGGAACAAUUGGAGGAAAUUCAACGAUGAUGAUGAUGAUGAUGAAAGAAGGUUUAAGUAAUAAUAGCAUAACAGCUAGUCAUACACAGAUUAAUUCAUCAUCAUCAUCAUUAUCAUUGGGUCAACAUUCGCAACAACAACAAUAUCAUCUUUUUCAUCCAACAAAUAAUCAUCAAUGUUCACCUGUCAAAUGUCAGCCAUUUUCAUUUCCACAGCAACAACAUUAUCAACAACGUCAAUCAUCACAACAACAACAACCUUCGUUUCAAAAUAUAUAUCGUAAUUAUACAGAUCUAUCGAAUCUAGCUAUCGAUCAAUCACAAUCACAAUCAUCAUCAUCUGUAUCAACAUCAAAUCAUCGUUGUUCAUUACCGCCUAAUCCACAAGAAGAUUCUUCAACAACAAUGAUGGCAAUACCGGCCAAUCAAUUACCAUAUCAACAUCAACGUCUACAAAAAUCCGGAAUGUUUACAUCAAGUUCUCCCGAUUUGAAUACAAUAAAUCCAUUGAUGUUUAUUGGACAACAGCAGCAACAGCAAUCAUUAUCACAACAACAGCAACAAAAACAAAGGCUGAUUCAACAAUAUAAUCCAAAUGUAAUCAAAUCAAAUAAUAAUGGUACAGGAAUGCUUAUGAUGUUGAAUAAUAACAAUCGUAAUAAUAUUGAGAAUGGAAACGCCAUUCAUUAUCAUCAUGCUGCUCCUAUUAAUCAACCACAACCACAACAAUCAAUGAUAAUGAAAAAACCACCAUAUUUUACAAGUGUUCCAGAUUUGACAUUCAAUAAACAACAUUCAAAUUUACAAAUCUAUCCUAACGAUAUAAUGAUGUUUGGUGGUGUUGGUGGUGGUGAAAAGAAAUUUAGUAAAACAAGAAAUUUUUUUAGAUUUUUCUCCGGUUGGUCACAGAAUAAAACCGGAUCUGAACCAAAUUUAUUUAAUAAUCAUAAUCAUCAUCAUCAUCAGAAUAAUAAUUGUUGUUCAUCAACAUUAUCAUCAUAUUCACCAAAUUCAUAUUAUUUAAAACGUACAAAAUAUUCGAAUGAACAUUUAGAUUCGAAUAAUAUUGGCAUUCGUAAUGUAAACAUUAACAAUAAUAAUAAUAAUAAUAAUUGUACAACAACAACGAUAAAUGACAAUCAAAUAAUGACAAGACCAACACAACAAAUGACAAUGUCACAAUUUUCUAAAAUUUCACAAAAAAUUGAUGAAUUGCCCGAAACAACUGUCAAUGAUAUUGAACAACAACAACAACAUUUACAAUCACAAACAGCAACAACAACAACAACAAUGAUGAUGACAAAAAUUGAUGUCAAUAAUGAUCAUGAUCAUGUCCUUGCAACAUCGAUUAAUAAUAAUAAUAAUAAUAUUGCCAUAAAUCAAAAUCAAUCACAACAGCAAACAAUCAAUCCACAACAACAGCAACAUUUUAUCAAUAUGGAAGCUAAAAAAAUUGAACAAACAUCCAAAUUAUCGAUGGAAAAAAAUAAUUCUACAAUGAUGCCAACAGCAAAAACAAUAACGGCCAAUUCACGAAUACUUGUUUUUGACAAAAAUUUUGUUGAUCAAGAUUUUACCAAAGAAUUUGAAUUAUUACCACGAAUGAAUCCGACGGCAAAAUUUACGACAGCAUCGUUGGCAGAAAAUAUUUUAAAAAAUCGUUUUCGUGAUAUAUUGCCAUAUGAGGAAAAUCGUGUUAAAUUAACACCAACCAAAGAUAAUAAACAUGGCUAUAUUAAUGCAUCACAUGUUAUAAUGAAAUUCGGUUCGAUGAAACAGCAUUAUAUUGCUGCACAAGGACCAUUACCAAAUACAACAUUAGAUUUUUGGCAAAUGGUUUUUGAACAACAUAUCAAUCUAAUUGUAAUGGUUACGAAUUUUACCGAAUCUGGUUCACAAAAAUGUUAUAUCUAUUUACCGUUGUCAAGUGAACCAGGUAAAAAUACAUUACGUUUUGGUGAUUAUGAGAUUACCUGUACAUAUACCGCCGAAACAUUGACUUAUAUGUUAAGUUUAUUAAUAUUAACGCAUAAUGGUCAACGAAGACAAAUUACACAUCUUCGUUAUACUGAUUGGAAUGAUCAUUCUAUUCCGGGUGAUUUACAAAGUUUUCUUACAUUUUUAUCAGAAAUGGAUGCCAUUUAUCGACAAAAUAAUCGUGAUGGAUCUGGUUUUGGACGUAAACGACAUUCAUCUAGUUCGUUGCUGCAAAAACCACCAAUUUUACCACCAAUACUUGUUCAUUGUAGUGCUGGUGUUGGACGUAGUGGUGUCAUGAUAUUAUGCGAUGCCUUACUUAAAUGUCUUGAUGAUUAUCAACAUUCCGAACCAAUUGAUGUACCCGAAGCAUUAAUACAAUUACGAUUUCAACGAAUGAUUAGUGUACAACAUUGUGAACAAUUUCGUUUUGUUUGUCAGGUUCUUUCACAAAAUCUAUCUAAUUCCAGGCUUAUCUAAAUUAAUCUUACACCUCACCUUAUCUAUCUCAAGAAUCAAAAUGCAUACAAUGUUUUCAUUCGUCAUUUUUAAUUUUUUUAAAAUUGUUUUUUAUGAAA
Molecule: messenger RNA, 4389 nt
Organism: Dermatophagoides pteronyssinus (European house dust mite)
Lineage: Eukaryota; Metazoa; Arthropoda; Arachnida; Sarcoptiformes; Pyroglyphidae
Gene: Pez
Product: protein tyrosine phosphatase non-receptor pez
Biological process (GO): protein dephosphorylation
Cellular component (GO): cytoskeleton
Molecular function (GO): protein tyrosine phosphatase activity
Source: RefSeq, a predicted model, not a curated record